Molecule: messenger RNA, 822 nt
Organism: Prorocentrum cordatum
Lineage: Eukaryota; Dinophyceae; Prorocentrales; Prorocentraceae
Source: the annotation of a GenBank genome assembly
AUGGACUGCCGAGCUCCCCUGGCUUCUUUGUCCACAUCGCCGAUCACGGAUGCGUCGCUGAAGAAAUGGAACGUCGGUGCCGGAUGUUUGCAUUUCGUGCAAGGCUUUCUCAUGCUCGUCGCUUCGCAAAGCGUUGCCCAAAUCAAGGAUUUCAAGAAAGACAUCACCACAUCGUUUCUUGUUUUCAACGAAGUGACCAAAUCGUUGGAGCCCAGGACGCGUAGUGUCGGAUCCUUCGAGAUCGGCCUGGCCUCUGCCAUUUUUCUGCUGCUCUCCGCCGCGGCGCACCUGUGCAUCGUGUGGAAGUUUUCGUGGUACAUCGAGAACAUCAACCGCGGGGUCAACCUGGCGCGGUGGUACGAGUAUGCAUUGAGUUCCUCGGUCAUGAUUUGCGCGAUCGCAACGCUCUUCGGCUGCUACGACCUCUCUUCGCUCAUCUGCAUCUUCCUGGUCAACGCCUCGAUGAACUUCUUCGGGCUGCACAUGGAGACCCUCAACCCGCCCGAGCGCACGAAAACGGACUGGUCGCCAUUCGUGCACGGGUGUGUUGCGGGACUGGCGCCCUGGAUUGUUGUGGCACAGUACUUUCUCGGCGGUGGCAAUUUCAGUCAGAUCCCUGGCUUUGUCUACGGCAUCCUCUUUGGCUACUUCUUCUUCUUCAACACGUUUCCCGUGAACAUGGCGCUGCAGUACGCCCGCAUCGGAGCAUGGCGCGACUACAGGCACGGCGAGAAGGUCUACAUCUUGCUCUCGCUGCUCUCCAAGAGCCUCCUCGCCUGGCUUGUCUUUGGUGGCUGCUUCCAGCCCAACGGCGACAGCUGA